Syngnathus typhle (broad-nosed pipefish) is the source of this 5502-nucleotide messenger RNA. Its product is annotated as collagen alpha-4(IV) chain-like. The record is from RefSeq and is a predicted model, not a curated record. The transcript has 48 exons. Bases 1 to 5073 code for a protein of 1690 amino acids. Lineage: Eukaryota; Metazoa; Chordata; Actinopteri; Syngnathiformes; Syngnathidae. Gene Ontology annotation, molecular function: extracellular matrix structural constituent. Gene Ontology annotation, cellular component: collagen trimer.
AUGCUUCUGGAUUGCGUGACCCUGAGAGAGGGGAGGUGCUCGGAUGACGUCGAGCUGAAAACCAAGAUGAGCUCUUCGUGUGCACCUUUGACAUGGUGUGCCCUCAGGUGGCUCCUUGUCCUGCUGGUCAUUGCACAGCAUCUUAACGCGGGAAAUGUUGAAGGUCCAUGUGAAGGCAGAGACUGUUCUGUAUGUCAGUGUCUUCCUGCCAAAGGUGCACGGGGACCUCCAGGGAAAUCAGGGAAGCAAGGACAUCGCGGGCAAAUGGGAUCAUGGGGCAAUGCGGGGCCACCUGGAGAGAAAGGCAGGCUGGGCUCACCGGGAUCACCAGGCCCGGAAGGACUUAAAGGAGCCCGGGGCAACACUGGGCCUCCAGGUUUUCCUGGUCACGAAGGUUCAUUGGGUCACCCUGGAGCAGGCGGUGAGCCCGGUUCGCCCGGAGUGGACGGCUGUGCGGGGGCUCCGGGUCAACCUGGUGUCCCCGGUUUUCCUGGCCUGGAUGGUCUGCAUGGGCCACCUGGAUUUCCUGGACCAAAAGGAGUUAAGGGAGAACCCUUAUACACUGAUUCCAUUCCUGGACUCCCUGGAGAUCCCGGUCGACAAGGAGAUGCGGGUCUACCUGGCCAAAACGGGGUCACCGGACCAAAAGGCUACACAGGUGCUCAUGGUCCACCUGGUGAUCAGGGCCCAGGAGGGGAUAAAGGUCUCCGAGGACCACCGGGUGACCCUGGAAGACCACAGCCAGGCACAGCAGGAGAUGAUGGUGAACAAGGUCCGCCCGGUCCACAAGGACCAGAAGAAAUCAUUGAGCCUACCCCGGGUUACCUCCCACCAAAAGGUUACAUGGGAGACAGAGGUCGUCCUGGACCAUGUGGCCCAAAGGGCAAAAAAGGUGCUGAAGAAGACUUCUUCAGUCAAGGAAUGAAAGGAGAGGAAGGAAUUCUUGGUUUUCCUGGACUUCGGGGUUUUCAGGGAUCACCUGGAAUUUCAGGACCAGCGGGACCUGAGGGGUUGCCAGGCGAAAGGGGGCUUCCGGGUCUUAUCGGAACACCUGGACCGAAGGGCGACCACGGAGAUCCGGGUUUUCCUGGUCCUACCACGUAUUUGAAAGGGUCUACGCUUAGAGGAGCAAAAGGGGAAAAGGGAUAUCCUGGAAAUCCUGGCUUAGAAGGUGAUCCCGGAUCAAUGGGCGCACGUGGCCCUCCUGGCCCAAAAGGACUAACGUAUACAGAUGGGCUGAGUGUGCCUGGUCCAAGCGGACCCCCGGGUCCUAAGGGCUUUAAAGGAGAGCCAGGUGGCUUAAUCAAUCCAGUCCCAGGACCAAAAGGAAGAAAAGGAAUGCGCGGGCGUAAAGGUGUCAUCGGACUUCGUGGUCCUCCAGGAUGUGGAGACUACAUUUGUGAGCCUGGUCACCCAGGUGACCCUGGUGAUAAUGGACCCCCAGGACCUCGUGGAAGAAAAGGCCUCAGAGGAUUAAAGGGCUGUGAAGGGGAAUGUGAAUGUCUGUUUUCUCAUGGACCGCCUGGUCCCCCUGGUCAGCCUGGUUUUCCAGGACCUCCAGGAUUACCAGGAACUCCAGGGAUGAAGGGGGACCCAGGACUAAAAGGAGAAGAGGGUCCUGCCGGACCACAUGGUUUUAAAGGAUACCUAGGUUUAAAAGGGCUGAAGGGACAAAAGGGGGAUGGUUUUAUCACAACAGUUAAAGGUGCAAAGGGAAACCAAGGAGACACUGGACAUCCUGGUUCUCCUGGCCAACUGGGUAAACCAGGAAUCGAUGGUCUUCCUGGGCUGCCAGGAGUCCCUGGACCACCAGGUUCCAGUUACGAAGGUAAACCUGGUCCCAAAGGAGACCCAGGGACGGGUGGUCCCAAAGGUUUGCCAGGCAUUCUGGGGCUGCCAGGUCCUGGUUUUCCAGGCCCCCAGGGUCCAGCAGGACUGAAAGGUGAUCAGGGGUUCCCGGGCUCCCCAGGAAUUCCCGGUCGAAAGGGCCCGCCAGGUGACCAUGCAGUCUGUUGUCAUGAGAAUGCGACGGGAUCACCUGGUGUUAAGGGAGAACCUGGUUCCCCAGGAGUUCCAGGUGAACCCGGAAGGGAAGGAAUUGUAGGACCCCCGGGACAUCCAGGACGGAAAGGCAUGAAAGGAGAUGAUGGUGGAAUUGAAGGGAUUGGACCUCCAGGGCCACAAGGUAUAAAUGGAGAUCCUGGUGAUCCUGGUAGUAGUGGGAAAAGCCUCGAUGGUCCCCCAGGCACUCCCGGAGUACCGGGACCACCAGGGAGGAUAGGGUCCCCUGGAGAUGUUUUCAAUACUUUGCCAGGUCCCCCUGGUCAUCCAGGCCAACCUGGAGUUAGAGGGAGAAAGGGGAUUCCUGGCAGUCCAGGAAGCCCAGGGUUUGCAGGUGUACCAGGGCCACCUGGAAGGCCAGGUCGAAAAGGAGAACAAGGAUUUGAUGGUGAUCGUGGAGCUCCCGGACCUCCAGGCUCACAAUGUACAAUAUGGGAGUCAACAGGACCUCCUGGACCGCCUGGUCCUCCAGGAAACCCUGGACCAAGAGUGACAGGUAUCCCUGGUCCAAAAGGCUCAUGGGGAGAUACAGGCCUACCGGGACAUGGCCCCAUGGGUCCACCGGGUCGCAGUGGUCCUCCUGGUAUACCGGGCCCAGCAGGGCCGAGAGGCUCCGCUGGUCCUCCGGGAGAUUUCGGGAAUGACGGUUGGCCAGGACACAAAGGUGAGCUGGGCUUACCUGGCAGGGAUGGGGCCAAAGGCUUACCAGGCCCGCCCGGACCUCCAGGUCCAAGAGGCAAGCAGGGGGAAAGAGGCUUUGAUGGUACACCAGGUGGCCGAGGAGAAACAGGAUAUCCUGGUAUGAAAGGAAUACGUGGUCCCAAAGGAUUACCCGGAGAAGCAAAACUUGUGACUUUAAAAAAGGGAGAACCAGGAACUCCAGGAAGAGGAGGGCAGCCAGGUCCACCAGGACCAAUAGGUGAAAAGGGGCAAAGAGGGAGGCAAGGCGAUCCAGGACCAGAUGGUUUCCCUGGUUCACAAGGAUUUAAAGGUGAUGCUGGUGUACCUGGAAGACAUGGGAUACCUGGAGAUCCAGGGCACCCUGGAUUGAAAGGUUUUAUUGGACCAAGGGGAUACAGUGGGAAUGAUGGAGAUCCGGGAGAACCAGGAUCACAGGGACAACCAGGAUUUCCAGGGGUUCCAGGAUUUUCAGGUGCCAAAGGUGAAGCCGGAGAGUCUUUUGGACAUCCCGGAAGGCCCGGAGCCAAAGGAGCUAAAGGGGAGAAGGGAUUCAGUGCACCGAUUGGAGAUCCAGGGGAUCCAGGGGAUCCAGGUCCAAGGGGAUAUCCGGGAACGCCUGGACAGCCGGGCGCUCCUGGUGAACCGGGAAUACAUGGUGGACCAGGUUUUCCUGGGCCUAUUGGUCCACCGGGUAGUCCGGGUAUUCCGGGUGUUCAAGGUGAUAGUGGGUAUGUGGGGUCUUUGGGUCCACCAGGCCCAACUGGACCUUCAGGACUGCCCGGUCCGCCCGGUCUUUCUGGACUGGAUGGCCUAAGGGGAGCGAGAGGGAUGAAAGGAGCAAGUGGAGUAACUAUCCCAGGUCGUCCUGGACCAGAUGGAUAUCCUGGAGCUAAGGGUUCCAAGGGACUUCCGGGGCCUCCAGGACCCUCUUAUCCCGGGCCAAAAGGCCUGAGGGGUCCGCCAGGUUACUCAGGUCCACACGGUUCUCCAGGUGAACCUGGUUAUCCUGGGAGAGAAUGUGACAAACCUUUGCCGGGACCUGUCGGAGAUCCAGGAUCUGAAGGGGCUCCCGGCCUGCAAGGGCCUGCUGGACCGAAAGGUGAAGCAGGCAGCCUCUUUUUCCACAAAGGAGAUCCGGGGCCACCCGGCCUACCUGGGCUUCCAGGGCAGAAAGGAGACAAGGGCUAUCCAGGAAACCAAGGAACUUCAUCAUAUCCAGGCUUUCCAGGACCAAAGGGUGAGAGAGGCCUUCCCGGUUCCAGAGGUUUUGAUGGAGCAAAAGGACCGAGAGGUGAUCCCGGGCCUUCGGGGAGGAAAGGAGUAACUGGCCCAGCUGGAAAUGUUGGUGCUAAGGGUGUCCCUGGUGAUUCUUUUUCUGAACCCAUACGGAAGGCUCCAGAUGGCCCUCCAGGGCCACCUGGUUACCCAGGACCCAUUGGGUUGCCAGGCGCUCCGGGUUCACCCGGGCGUAACGGACCAAAAGGACCAAAGGGUCCAACUGGUUCUCAGGGCAUCACUGGACCCCCAGGUCCUCCUGGUAUUGACGGUCCUAUUGGCGAUGGAGGAGAUUUUGGUGAACCAGGAUUUGUUGGGCCUCAAGGCACCCCAGGUCCACGUGGUGACCCAGGCGCACCAGGUUAUGCGAGGACAUCAAGCUCAGGGUUUCUGCUGGUUCUUCAUAGCCAAUCAGUACAAGUGCCUCAAUGCCCCGAUGGCACCGGUCAGCUUUGGGUGGGCUACAGUCUGGCCUACCUGGAGGGACAGGAGAAGGCUCACACUCAAGACCUUGGUCAAGCUGGCUCUUGCUUGCCCGUCUUUUCCACCAUGCCGUUCUCCUACUGCAACAAAGCUGCCUGUCACUACUCGGCUCGGAACGACAAGUCCUACUGGCUCUCCACCACGGCGGCUAUCCCCAUGAUGCCGCUCUUUGGCUAUGAGAUCAGAUCCCACAUCAGCCGCUGUGUGGUGUGCGAGACACGUUUGCCAGCUGUGGCUAUUCAUAGUCAGGAUCCAUCCAUUCCACAAUGCCCACCUGGCUGGAGGAGCCUUUGGACGGGCUUCUCCUUUCUCCUUGAAACAGGGGCAGGUGACGAGGGUGGCGGUCAGUCCCUGACAUCCCCCGGCAGCUGCCUGAAGGACUUCCGGACCCACCCGAUCAUCGAGUGCCAGGGCGCGCGAGGUUCUUGUCACUACUUUGCCAACCUCUACAGCUUCUGGCUGACCGCCAUACGCCACACAGAUCAGUUUGUCAAGCCCAAGCCCGGAACCAUCAAAGCUGCCGGGGAGCAGCGACGCAAGGCCAGUCAAUGUCAAGUCUGCCUCAGACAGUAGAGAACAUUUUCACCCAAGGGUGAAGAAGGCUUUAGAUUACUUGGUGCUAAGUUUAGUUGGUGUUCCAAAAGUUCAACUUAGACUUAAGCACAUAAUGAGGUCACAAAGUAUCGGGCUGAACUUCUAGACCCGUGAUUCCCAAUCUUUUUUGAAGUAAGGCACACACUUUACAUGAGGAAGGAAAUUGCUUGUUUGGCACGCUCAAACAUGGCGAACAAGAAACUCUUGAAUCUUGAAAAUCACCCAGCAAAAAGGCACCGUUGGCAUGGCCUUAACGGCAAGUCAAAUAUUAGAAAUGAUGAUUUUUGUGCAUGAUUCAUUUCACCAUCAACGGAUGAUACGUUUUUGGCUGAUGAUUUUCUCAUGUGGUCAUAAGUGUUAGUAAUUCUUUUUCAAGUAAAGUGUCCCUCCAGGGAAAAUUCUUCUAAA